UCCGAGGGAUCACAGCUAGGGGCUGUCAGAUUGCGCUUUCUCCCAUCAGCGUCACCUUGAGCGACCCGCUCUCUUUUUGGCGAGACCACUUGGGGCCCUCCUGCUAGAGUCAAAAAUGAUCGCAGCUAGCGCGGGACCAAGGCCACCUGUUCCAAAGUACGGCCAAGCAAUUCCACCUAAUCUCAAUGUCCGACAGUUGUGUCCAAACUGUCGUACCGAUCCUCCGAAUAUCGUUGAAGAAUAUUCCAAGGAUACGCGGAGCGAAUGGAGAACGUUCGCCGGUGAUGAAGGCGGAGACGAUCCAUCACGUGUCGGAGAUGCUGGUAACGCUCUCCUUGGAAACCUCCUGGAGACCUCGAUCUCGUCUCACGACGGCCGAACAGGCAUGGCCCGUGAUCUUCAACGGGCUCAAGCUCGGGUGGCAGCGCAAAGCAAUGGCUCUACGUCAGCCGUGGCUAUGCAAGCGAUUUUUGGACGGAUCGCUGAAAUGUGCGAUCACAUGAGUCUCCCUCGGAACGUUAUUUCCCGCGCUCAACACGUCUACAAAAUCGCGGAUGAUAACAAAUUGAUUCGUGGACCUCGAAACGAAAUGGCAUUCAUCGCUGCGUCUAUCAUUAUCGCCGGUCGCAACGUCGGCGCCGAACGAUCCUUUCCCGAGGUGUGUAAAGUCACUCGGGUGGGCAAGAAAGAUCUGUUUCACGCUGUCAAUGUGGUCAAACGAGUGGUCACCAAGGAAGUGGCCGCUACAAAUGGUCAAGGCGUCGCUGGUCUGAGCAGCACGGAGAAAUCUGCCGAAGGUCUCUUGACUCGAUUCAUCAACUACUUGGACCUCGGUAAUGUUAUUCACAAUGCCUCCAAGUACAUUGUUGGUCAAGCGGCUGCCAAGGCAAAGAUUGACGGGCGAAACCCGGUUUCUAUCGCCGCGGGCGUCUUGUACUUUACGUGCGUACUGUUCGAAAGGAGCACUACGGCCAAGGAGAUUGCAGAGGUCGCAGAAAUCACCGAUGGGACGAUCAAGUUGAUCUGCAAAUUAGUGUGUGACAAGCUCGACGACGUGAUCAAGCCUGAAUGGGUCAGUCGAGAUAGCAGGAGCAGAAGGAUAUUGUGUGCUGAUGCCCUGUUUCCUUCUUCUUGCAGAAGAUGGAACACACUGACGGAUACGCCAAUCUUGCUUCCAUGACCUCCAAUGGUCCCGAUACGGCGAGCGUACAAGCUUCUCGAGCGGGUACGCCAGACGCAGGGACACCCCAGGGGGCUUCGCCGCCAAAGGUAGAGGAGGACGAUGCCUUAGUAGAGAUCAAGCCUG
Molecule: messenger RNA, 1306 nt
Organism: Kockovaella imperatae
Lineage: Eukaryota; Fungi; Basidiomycota; Tremellomycetes; Tremellales; Cuniculitremaceae
Exons: 7
Coding region: 116-1180 (354 amino acids)
Biological process (GO): transcription initiation at RNA polymerase II promoter; transcription preinitiation complex assembly
Cellular component (GO): nucleus; transcription preinitiation complex
Molecular function (GO): TBP-class protein binding; RNA polymerase II general transcription initiation factor activity
Source: RefSeq, a predicted model, not a curated record